UGACCAAGCACCUGAUACAACUGCAGCACUUACCCACUGAGACAAACCUACUCAGCCCUGUGGAGGAGCGGGACCAAGACAAGCCUAACACACACAGAGAGGAGCCAAAGAAGGCCCAACCCAGUUCAAAAGAAUUGGUAGAUGACAGAGUCUGGAAUAUAUCGGAGAAAGCUGAACUGUUUCAGUCCAAAGUGACAUCAAAGGAGGGGUGCAAAAUUGAGGAGGAGGGAGAGGAAGAGGACCUGACAGGGAAGGACAAGGAGCCUGAGCGGGAUGUGUACACCUUUCCUGGGGACUCAGACACAGAGAGCCCCCCACCAGCACCCUGGGCACACUGCACCUUCAUCCAGCGUCGGAAGAAGAAGAGGGCSCUGCUCAGGCCCUUCUCUGGCCAGGGCUCCUGGGAACGCACAUCAACAGGAGCUGGRAAGAAGGCAAGGRGUGCUUCCUCAAGAGCAAAGAGCUUGGGGCCAGUGAAKGUGAGUGGAGGGGCCUAUGACUUUAAGGAGGACUUGGAAAAGGCAACAGAGGAUCUGGAGAAGGUAGAAGAGGAAAAAGGUGGUGAAGAAGAAGGAGGAGGAGAGGGAGAGCUUGGUGAAGAGAUUUUCACCUGUGUGGAAUGUAGCAUUUACUUCAAGAAGCAGGUCUACCUGCAGGAUCACAUGCAAGAGCACAGUCAGAGCAGGCCGGGGGCUGUCAGGAGGGAGCGCGGAGUGAAGGGCGCGCGAUUUCGGUGCGUGGAGUGUGGAUGGAACCUGUCAAACAGGCUGGCUCUGGCAGACCACCACAGACGACACCAGGAGUCUCGUCAGAAGAUCCUGGAGGAGAUUGGGAAGCUGAGUGACAGUGGGAAAGGAGAGACUACGCAGGGUGAGCCGAGCAAGGUGACCAAACCUGCAAGCCCAGUCCUAGAACCAUUUGUAGCUCCAGUCACGACUCCAGCUCCAGUCCCAUUCACAGAGCCAGUCCCAGCUCCAUUCACAGAGCCAGAUCCAGUCCCAGUUCCAGUCCGGGCCCCAGUCAAAGCUCGAGCCAAAACCCCAGUCAAAGCAAAGGUCAAAGGCCCAGCCAAUCGUCGCUAUCUCUGCCUCAAGUGUGACUUCAGUACACGCACCUCACAGGCAUUGGCCAACCAUGCCAAGACCCACAACAGAAAACCUACUGGUCUGCAGCGAGCCUCUCCGCGCUUUCAGCCAAAGCUCACUCCUAUGGAGCUGCCCGUGUCACCUGGAUCUGCCUCUGGCCUGACCUCCAUCUCUCUCACUUGUGAUCAGUGUGCCUUCCAGGCCUCCAGUCAAACUGCUCUGAAGGAGCACCAACACGUGGCUCACCCCGCGCAGACAUCCAUCUGUGGGGAAGGGCCUGAAGAGAUGAACCGUCCAGGGUCCAGAAUUGAUGCCUCCUCUCCACCAUGUUCUGAUAAGCUUUCUAAGCCUGUCUCUCCACCAGAGGGCCAAAGMCAGUCAAAGGCCAGUAAGUCUUCCUCUAGUUGGAUCUCUGCUAUGGAGGACAGUGACACACAGCCCCAACCAUCAAACACUGCUACAGCUCCCCAGCGUAGAGAGAUAGCSUUUAAGACCAUCGGGAACAAGAGGGCAAAUAGGAGAGGGAAGGCGGGGACAGAACUCCUCCAGCCAAAUCCCAGACUGGACAGCGGGCCACCUGAGACCGAUGAUGCACAAAGCCAGGGCCAGAGCCCCGAUAUGAACCAAAAAGAGACUGAAUCACUUGUUGGAUCCAAACCGCUCACCAGGGCUCGAUCCCUCCGAGAUGACUCCUCUCUAAAACAACAGAGCCUCACAGCCUCAUGYUCUACAGAAGGGAAGCCCGUGAAGGAAGAGGAAGAGGACGGGGAGACAAAGGUUGCUUUUGAAAAGAAGAGUAACAAGGUUUUUGCUGCUGAAAAUGACGAUGAUGAUGACAACGAUGAUCAUGACGAAGAAGAGGAAGAGGAGAAUAUCCGGCGUUUCCUAGCGGAGGGCAUAUCAGAUGAGGAUUAUGAGGAGAUUGAUGAGGAAACGGGGACACUGAAGAGCGUGGAGAGGAAAUGCCCCUACUGCCCUGAUCGCUUCCACAACGGCAUCGGGCUGGCCAAUCACGUGAGGGGCCACCUCAACCGAGUGGGCGUCAGCUACAACGUGCGCCACUUCAUAUCCCCUGAGGAGGUCAAUGCCAUUGAGAAGAAGUUCUCCUACCAGAAGAAGAAGAAAAAAGUUGCCAACUUUGACCCGGAUACGUUCAGUGUGAUGCGCUGUGAGUUCUGCAAUGCUGGCUUUGACACCCGGGCUGGUCUGUCCAGCCACGCCAGGGCGCACCUGCGGGACUUUGGGAUUACUAACUGGGAGGUGACUGUCUCGCCCAUCCAUAUCCUCCGGGAGCUCUUCUCCAGCCGCCCAGACCUGGUCCUCCCCACAGCCCCCCCACGCAGCCCAGCCUCAGACGAGGAGGAGGAGGAAGACCUGGAGACGGAGGAGGAAGAACCAGGGGGAGGGGAGGGGAGUGAAGAGGCAACAGGUGCUACAGUCUCCAACCUACUGCCAUCGUCGCCUUCUCAGCCUUGGGAGAAAGACCACAGCGUUGGUGAGCCUGAAGGCGGGGAGGAGGAAGAGCAGAUGCCAGCACUGGACAGCUUGACCUCCAGCCCAGGGAGGAAGGGUCUGUUUUCCCUGGACCCAGAGAGCCCCUCCCCGAGGGAUGAAGCUGACAUCAAGGUGUCCAACCUGUUAAAGUGUGAGGUGUGCAGUGCCCCCUUCGAGACGAGGCGGGGCCUAUCUAGUCACGCCCGUUCCCACCUGCGCCAGCUGGGCAUCGGCAUGUCGGAGAGUAGCGGGGCACCCAUCGACCUCCUCUACCAGAUCACCAAGGAGCGCGGUCUGGAUGGGCACUUCCCCCCUCCCCUCCCCCGGCCCCCCGUCGCCAAGAAGCCCCUUCAAGUCCUGCCAACCCCACGGAAAGAGGAGAGAUUUCAAGACACAGACAUGGACGAGAAACCCAUCCCUCUCUUCAUCCCCCCUCUGCUCGAUUGGUCACGCCUUAGUUUAGCGGUGCAUGUGUACGGGGGCAAAAUGGCUGCUUCCACCUCCCUGCAGACACAAACAAUAGCGGAAAAACUGUCUGGCUUUAGCUGCUGGGAGUCCGAUGCACCACAGCUACUGACCGGCGGGGAGGAGGAAGAGCAGAUGCCAGCACUGGACAGCUUGACCUCCAGCCCAGGGAGGAAGGUGUCCAACCUGUUAAAGUGUGAGGUGUGCAGUGCCCCCUUCGAGACGAGGCGGGGCCUAUCUAGUCACGCUCGUUCCCACCUGCGCCAGCUGGGCAUCGGCAUGUCGGAGAGUAGCGGGGCACCCAUCGACCUCCUCUACCAGAUCACCAAGGAGCGUGGUCUGGAUGGGCACUUCCCCCCUCCCCUCCCCCUGCCCCCUGUCGCCAAGAAGCCCCUUCACGUCCUGCCAACCCCACGGAAAGAGGAGAGAUAUCAAGACACCGACAUGGACGAGAAACCCAUCCCUCUCUCCAUCCCCUCCCCUGUGGCCUCCCCUCCCCCCUCCUCCCUCAUCAGGGCCUGCUCCCCUUCUCCUGUGGUGAGGAAGGCCCCCAUCUCUUCUCUGCUGCCUGUGUCCUCCCCCCUGCGCUGUCUGGACCAUAAGCCUGUAGGGGUGAAGAGCACCACCUCUAACCUCUCUGCCAAACCCUUCUGGGCUCCACAAGAGACKGAUGCCCCACUCAACCUCACAUUGGAGGUAGACCCCAACAAGGACAUAGUGUGCCAGCUGUGUGGCGCCUGGUUCGAGACGCGGAAGGGCCUGUCCAGCCAUGCCCGAGCCCACCUGCGUCACUUUGGGGUGGAGUACUCGGAGUCCAAAGGUUCCCCCAUAGACCUCCUCAACCAGCUCAUUCACACUGAUGACUUCAAGCACAGAGCCAGCACCCUGCAGCCUGAGGGGCCCCARGGRCUCAGGGGCCUCACAGCCAGMCUCUCCUCCCCCAAACGCUCCCUCCUCACCACCUCCUCCACASCUCUCCUCUACAAGGUCACUACGAUGGGGGGYGGAUCUGGGUCCAAAGCUAYCUCUUCCUCAGCUUCCUCAAUGUUUGGCCCGCCCUCCAAACGUCCCAAGUCCUCCAAAUUACAGGUCUUCCGUUUGAGUGGCGGGGAACUCACRCCCAUCCCCCACAGUGAACCAGUGAARGAGAUYGGCUGUGAGUUCUGUGGGGAAUACUUUGAAAACCGUAAAGGCCUCUCYAGUCACGCGCGUUCCCACCUGCGCCAGAUGGGCAUCACAGAGUGGACAGUCAACGGUUCCCCCAUAGACACCCUGCGAGAGCUGAUCACACGUCGAGGUCUACCAUGCGCCCUGCCCCUCAAGCCCCUAAAAUCUCCCCCUCCAUCCCCCGGACCCCCUCGCUCCCCCUUGUCCUCCYCUGCCUCGCCCAGCCUCCUGAGUCGCCUCCCUUUUGCCUUCGCCCACCCACCCAGCCACCAGUCCACAGUGCGUAAGAUGGGCUCAGCUCCACCGGCCUCCCCUAGCCUGAUAGUCAAGCUGAAGCCUGAGCCUAUGCAGCUGGAAGUCACCAUGCCAGGAGCGGUGGGGGGAGCAACGGGAUACUCCUCUGAGCCACUGAAUUGCAGCUGGAGCRGCUCCGACAAUAUGCUCCCUCUUAACUUGGUCACAGCCCAUGAAGUAGAGCCCACUCGGGACAUCCGCUGUGAGUUCUGUGGGGAGUACUUUGAGAACCGUAAAGGUCUCUCUAGUCACGCCCGUUCCCACCUGCGCCAGAUGGGCAUCACAGAGUGGACAGUCAACGGCUCCCCCAUAGACACCCUGAGAGAACUCAUGCACAAGAAUGGGGGCACCUCGUCCCCAGCCCCGGGGCUGAAGAAGGAGACCAGCCAGGGGUCCAGCCCCACCUGGGAAGGCCUGGUGGGGGGCCUGGGUUACCAGUCGCCCAAGUUCUCCCGCAAAUCCCCCCUCAACCUGCUGCACUCUGGCUCCCGGCUUCAUAAGCACGGCCUGGGGGCGGUGGGCCUCUCCUCCACCCCUCCCGCYGGGAAGUUUUUUGCGGUGUCCCUGCUGGGUAAGAGACCCAUGWCGGAGGAGGGCCGUCCAGUUGAGAGGUCACCAUCCCACCCCCAGUCCUUUUCRCCCCUGCCACAUGACCUCUCCAUCAAAGGGAAGUCCUCUCCAGACAAGAAUGCGGGAGGRCACCUGGAUGCCAGCUGUGAGCUGUGUGGGUUCUACUUUGAGAACCGCAAGGCGCUGGCUAGCCACGCGCGGGCCCACCUGCGGCAGUUUGGCGUGACAGAGUGGUGUGUGAACGGUUCGCCCAUCGAGACGCUGAGUGCCUGGAUGCGCAGCCGGCCCCACAAGGUGGUGGAGAUGCACCGCAGCUACAUGCAGGKCUCCAGCCGCUCCACCUCCAAGAAGAAAAGCAGCUCGUCUCUCUCCCCAUCGUCCGACUCUGACCUCCUCCCCCCCAUGCCCUCCCAGAAGCAUUCCUCCUCCUCCCAGUGGGCGGCUCUGGGGCUGGCCCAGGCCAGACGGGUAGGCCGGGAGCUCACCCUGGCAUCACCCCGGGCAGCAGAGGGUGAUGCAGGUCUCACUCCCCCCUCCCGACCCAGCCACAGCAGUCACAGUCCCAGCCCCGCCCGACUCUCCAACACCCUCCCUCCCCACACACAGGUGGCCCGCAGCGAGCUCAACGUGCGCCUGCCCAGAGGCUUUGAGCGGCGACCUCUUAAACACCCCUCSCACUCAGAGGGAGGAGAGAGGGACAGUGGCACCCCCAAGCCCCCUCGCACCGGCACCAUUCCUGCCCUGGUGCCCAAACCCCCUUCCUCCCCCCUGGUCAAAGUGGUGGGAAAGAUCUACUCCCUCAGGUGCCGGUUCUGUGAGGUGGAGUUCCAGGGUCCUCUCUCUGUGCAGGAGGACUGGAUCCGCCACCUCCAGCAGCAYAUYCUCAACCUCAACUACAACAAGCCUKCUCCCUYUGCCACRGACCCCCCAGCCCAAGACCACAACCCAACCUCAACYUCAGUCCCAGCCACUACYUCCAGCUUCACCACAACUCCUGCCCCCACCUCAACCCCACCCUCCAUCCACACCCACACCACAGCUCCUACUGUUCUCCCUCCUUGCAGCCCCUCUCCUCCCCCAAUGGCUGAGUCUGCUCCAAUUGUCACUGCCAUUCCAAUGGCAACAGCCUCAGCAGAGUCCACCCYCACCCUCACCCCAAUCAUGAUCCCCAUCCCCACCCCGUCAUUGUAACGCCCAGGUCCAUUACAAUCCACACAUUCUUCUAACCAUUUUGUUCUGCCACAUCUUUGCCAUGCCUUUUUUCCAUCCACUUGUUCCUUCGGCCUCACCACUGGGAACCUGUUGUUGAAGUGUUUUAAAAAGAAGCUUUCCCCCGACGAGCUCUCUCAUUCCCCAGCCUCUCCUAGGAAGCUCUGCAGAUGGUUACAAAGCCCCAUUGCCAUGGGAACCCAAGCUCUCCUGACCAGAGUGGGUGAUUGCAAUUGUCUAGGGCUUCGGAGUCUGCUGUUUCUUCUUUGUUUGGACUUGUUUGAGCUGAAUGUUCAGUUUGUAACGUGGACAGUUACACUUCCUGCCGCUCAGUGGUUAACCGAGAGGUUAACUUAAACCAUAUUGAACUUUGACCUAUCUCCCUGCUCUAAACAGUUCUUUAUAUAGACCUGAGAGGCUCCGCCCAUUUAUAUUUGAAGCACUUAAGAGGAGCACACUCAUGGCUCCUGCUUCACUCCCCUCAACAACAUUUUAAAAGGAGUUUAAAUAAUGUUUUGUAUUCAUGCUUAGUCUAUGGUACAGACUUAAAAAGCCCAUUUACACGUCAUUUUGAUAAGGGAAUUUUAAUGUAGACAAUGUCACCUAGCACUUAACUAAAUGCCCCAUUGAUUAGGGCAGUGAUGAYGAGGAAAAGGCCCCUUUGAGAGAAAAGGAAGGACCCUGUAGAGGAUGCAGCACCUUGAAGGGACGUCCCAUUCACCUUAGUGUUAGGCUGACAGGUGCAGUCACACAGUAACUCUUAAUGUUUUCUGAAUGUAGUUAAAGGGAUAGUUCACCCAAAUUACAUAUUGGUUUCCUUAACCUGUAAGCAAUCUAUGGACAAGGUAUCACAGMAAUCCAUGCUGUGGUUUAGUUUCAUUGGCACCCUUUCCAAAUGUUGUGGYACAAAUCCCAUUUAAGUCAUGGGUACAAGAUAUUAGCAUUUUUCAAACAUCAUGUCCAAAUCAUUCGGAAAGUGUCUAAAAUUGAUUGUAAAGCACAACAAAGUCACUUAUAKAUWAAUGCUGAUAUCRGUCCCAUGGGAUUUGUGCCACAAAUGCUAAAACGUUAGCAUUUGAAAACAGUGGCAGGGAAACUWAACSAAAGCAUGGAUUGCUGUCAUACCUUAUCUAUAGACUGUUUACAGGGUAAGGAAACCAAUGUGUAAUUUUGUAAUUUGGGUGAACUAUCCCUWUUAAUGCACUUAUUMUUUGAGAYGACUGUGCCAUAUUAAAUUAGACUGGUCAUUAUGUUAUUCCAUAGUUUGAUGUCCCCAACACUGUUUAGCUAAYGGCAUUUAAGCUCUUGAUGAUACUCAUCUAUUCUUUAGAUGAAAGGGUCCAUAGAAGURUUGAAGGUCAYUAUUUCAAGUUUYAAUGCGGACACACAUACAAAUGUUGCCAUUUCUUUCUUGCCUUGUCAAUGAAACCCAAAACCUUGGUUGUUAUUUAUUAUACAUUUGAAUGUGGUGAACUAGGUUGUUUUUAGGCUCAAUUAGAACAUUGGAAUGUUUGAAAUUAGGUCAGUGACACUUUUAUCUAAGUGCAUAAGCUAUGUGUGUUUGUUUGUGUGUGUGUGUGUGUGUGUGUGUGUUUUUUUGCACAAGAUGUGCAUGUGUAUGUCUUUCAAUGACUUUUAAAUGCUAGACAGAGGUCAACCGUAGCUAACACACAGGACCUCUCCGUAGCUAAAAUCUAGCUAAUCAUGGGAUCUGGUCUAUUAUUUAGUCUGAUCAGGACUUGACUGCAUCCGCCAUUCUCCUAAGGAUGUGCCAAAGAGUGUGUUUACUCCCUGGUCUCGCCUCUGUAAGCUGUUUACAUGGGACCUGUUCAUAGGGAGGAGCUCUGCACAGCUACGGAGCAACCAAGGCUCCUCAUUGGACGAGGGACAUGUAUCGGUGUACAUCUGGAUCCAGUGUCUCCCAGUAURUGAACCACAGAGUUGACUGACUGUUGCAGUGACAUACAUAAGCGGCCUUGGYUUCAUGGAACUGUUACACUACUGCAUUAUUGCACCCAGKACACGGACGCCCAYAGAGGUUGCUAUCUGUCAGAGCUCUGUGAAGUAUUGGUGCCCUUAAAUCCAGACRCAUUACGUAWGGCCUCUGGUGGAACAGCUUCUAAAUUGGGGCGACGCUGUCGCUCCAGCGUGUCUUCACAUUGCUUCAGGUAAGUGUUUAUAUUGCCUGCAAAGUGACGCAAUAACUGAAGAGUCCAUAUGGAAAUUAACUUUUCAAGUUUGUUCCAGCAUUAAACUAUGUUGAAAACAUGACUGUUUGACCCUAACAAUCCCCCAUACCUUUUAUGGAAUAUAGAUACGUAUAUAUAACUACAUGUACUUAUGAAACUGUUGAUGCUAUUAGAGCUAUUAACAGUUCUAUUAACAGCUAGUUACAAAACRAAUGGAUCUUGAUUCCUUUURUCGUGAUUUAGUUUCAACCUUCUAUGACAUGUCUUUUUAUUGCUCUGUGCAUUUCUGUAUUUGCAGUCCAGGAGGUGAAACCUUGAUGAGUAUUUUUUAUUUUCUUUGUUAGCUAGUUUCUCUAAGCKGAACAUUGGUGCUCAUGAGAAUGGGAUGGUGAGGAUGGGGAGUGACUGAAGACAGGAGAAAAUKWGUGAUUGUCGUGUCCUAAGAUCAGAGGACUCUAAAUACUUCAGUCUUUAAAGGGGACCACUUUUGCACGUUCAGAUUUUUYUCCACCAGUGAGUGUUCACAUCGUGAUAGGGUUAGCCUCUGGCAGGUUUGUGACUGUGUUACCGUGUAAGAUGAGUUUCCGCUGGUGUUACAACUAAGUCCCCUUUAAGAUUGCCUGUGURUACCCCUCAGCUGGUAUGACUGGCUGCAGAGGGUUGGUGUGUGUGUGAAUGAGUGUGUGAGUGCCUGUGGAGAGCUAAGACCAUGAUCUGAUGAUGAUAAUAAAAAUAUUAAAGAAUUGUACUGUACACAAAUGAUUGAGGUUCAUGUGAAUCAGCUCCUGAACAAACAUUAAAUGUGAUUUCAAACUCA
This is a messenger RNA of Salvelinus sp. IW2-2015, 9290 nucleotides long. The record is from RefSeq and is a predicted model, not a curated record. NCBI's taxonomy places the organism in Eukaryota, Metazoa, Chordata, Actinopteri, Salmoniformes, Salmonidae.